GCCUUUUAAGCACUCUUUUCCCCUUCUGAUUACCCUUUCUUUCUCCCUUCCCAACUAUCUCCUUAUCUCCCUUCAUCUAUAAACCCAAACACUAACAGUGGCAUGCUAGCUAGCUUGAAUGUCCAGAGAAAGGGAGAGAUUUGAUGAGACAGGAAAGAAGAUCAAGAGAGAUAUUGAUGCAUCUUCUCAAAUGGGAAGGAGACAUUUGUUGAGUCCUCCAGUUGGAACCUUGAACACCAUCACACCUUGUGCUGCAUGUAAGCUCUUGAGGAGAAGAUGUGCCGAAGAAUGCCCUUUCUCUCCUUAUUUCUCACCACAUGAACCCCUCAAAUUCGCCGCUGUCCACAAAGUCUUUGGUGCUAGCAAUGUCUCCAAGAUGCUCAUGGAGGUACCGGUGAGCCAAAGAGCCGACGCAGUGAAUAGUUUGGUUUAUGAAGCAAAUGUGAGGCUUAGGGAUCCAGUAUAUGGAUGCAUGGGUGCAAUUUCAGCUUUGCAACAACAGGUUCAAUCAUUACAAGCUGAGCUUAAUGCAGUAAAGUCUGAGAUAAUGAAGUACAAAUAUAGAGAGGCUGCUGCUAAUUAUAUCAUUGCUUCUACUCAUGAAGAUGCACUUGUCUCUUCUGAAGCCAUAUCGGUUGCUUCCCUGCCACACGCGGCUUCUUCUCAACAUUCUCCUCCUCCACCACCACCACCACCAGGUCCACAACAACCUCCACCUUCUAUUGUUGUUUCUUCUUCCUCAUCUUCGUUGUAUACACCGCCUUCUACUACAUCAGGCUAUGACUCCAAUAUUCCAAGUCAUGAUAACAUUUCAUACUUAAUUUGAUUAAUUAGUAUAUUAACUCACUUGAACAUUUCUCUUCAAAUCGUGUUUGAUGUUGUAGAAAGAUUUUUUUUGAUCAAUUUAGUUUGUGUUUGAUUUAAAUCUUAGUAUGAAACUCGAUCCAUUUGAUGGCUGAGAAAUCAUUAGAGAAGAAAAAAGAACCUCACUAAUUAUUUUCCUCUUUUUUUCUUAUGAAGGCCUUUAAUUAAUUAACCAAAAAGAGAAGUACAAUUUAAGCCUAGGCCACACAUUAAAUAAAAGAAUUCUCUUUUUCAAUUGUUUCAUUAGACUUCUGAUCAAAAAAAUUCAA
Molecule: messenger RNA, 1133 nt
Organism: Cornus florida
Lineage: Eukaryota; Viridiplantae; Streptophyta; Magnoliopsida; Cornales; Cornaceae
Product: LOB domain-containing protein 15-like
Exons: 3
Coding region: 119-826 (235 amino acids)
Source: RefSeq, a predicted model, not a curated record